AUGUCAUCGAACGACCGUAAAAGUAAAACACCCUUAAAUUUUGGUAAGCACAAAGUUCCCCCGAUACCACCUCACAACCCUAACUAUAAUAAUAAUAAGCCUUCCUCGAGUGCUCCUUCAGCCACAAAAACUUCUGAUCAUAAAUCAUCCACGAAACCUCCGAAAACGGAAAUCUCUUCUUCAACCGAGGAAGCUUCUGACGACGAGUUCAAUAGCUCUAGUAGUGGUAAUAAAGAUAGUAAGUCAGGCCCAUCUGAUGGAUCAAAGAAAUCUUCUUCCAAUCACCCACAUCCAAAUAUUCCUCUUUCAUCAACGAGUUCUAAUUCCGAUUCAAAGUCCCCAAUGUUCACCACAAAGUCAAAAAAGUCAGAUGUCCCAAAUAACUCAUCUACCACAAUGUUAAAACCACCGGUAAGCGGUAUCAAGAGUAAUCCGUCGAAUGGUGGAUCAACGUAUGAUAGCUCAGAUAAAAAUCAGAAAAAGGUCAAACGUAUGGAAUCUGCUCCAAUGAUACACAUACCAAUACCAGGUGAAGAGAAUUAUGAAAGGAACACAAUGGCUACUCAGUCCCUGAUAAAUUUGUCAACCUCACCAAAGUUGAGUACCGUGACCGAGAAUAAAUCUGGAACCGAAACUCCUCGACAAUAUGUCGAGCGGUUGAAGUAUACCUUGUCAAAAUCAAAGUUAGCUACCGUAUUAGCCAAGAAAUCCGAUGCAUUUCACCAGUCGGCCCUCAAGGCCUAUAUGGAAGCAUUCAAUUUUGAAAAGGAUCCAAUUGAUAUCGCGUUGAGGAAGUUUUUAAUGGAAUGUUACCUUCCAAAAGAAACUCAACAGAUCGAUCGUGUAAUAGAAGCCUUCGCGAAAAAGUAUCAUGAGUCGAAUCCAGACUUGUUUGCAUCCUCGGACGCAUCUCAUACUCUUGCAUUCGCUUUGCUGAUGCUGCACACGGAUACGUUCAACAAAAACGUUAAGCGCAAAAUGACAAAGGAUCAGUUCGUUAACAACACACGUAUCGAAGGUGUGCACCCAGAGAUACUAGAGAUUCUCUACGACAAUAUCACCUUCGCGCAGUUCACGUAUGCCGAGGAUGACACAGAUGUGAACGGCCAGACGAUGAUUGAAUCACCACCAGACCAUCGUACACUUUUUCCAUCCUCCAAAGAUAAGAGGAAGUAUGUGCGUAACAGGAAUAAUCCGUAUUGGGUCAUACAGAAUAAAUUACCUACAGAAUUUAUGCCCCCCGUCAAAGACAUAGUCCCAAUGGAAAAUCCGUAUUCGUACAUGGGAACAUUACCGGAACUUGAUGUAGGGAAUUUGCACAGGGCAUUUUCUUCCGCGCAAACCAUUCGGAUUACUGGUGUACAGAAUCGUCACAAAAAUGAUACAGCCAAUGGCAUCUCAUCUAAUCAAUAUCAAUCGGUUUCUAAUAAAAGCAACGAAGUUCAUCCACUAAAGAUAACCAAGGGUGGUAGGCUGGGUAAAAAAAUUGACAUGAUUGAUGGUAAGAAGAAAGGAAAUUUCUCGCGUAACUGGAGGCAAUACGGCGCAAUAUUGAGUGGCAGUCAGUUGAUGUUUUUUAAAGAUGAAGUAUGGCAAAUAGCUGAAUUGAAGAAUCCAGAGAAAUCGAAAAAACUACCGAUACUUCGACCUGAUGCAAUACUGAUGAUGGCCGAAUCGGUGGCAGUUUAUGAUAAGAGCUAUGUAAAGUACGCGAAUGUAUUUCGACUCGUGUGUCCUAAAGGUUGUCAAUACCUAUUUCAAGCUGAAAGCGAGGCUGAAAUGAACGAUUGGAUAUCAAAGAUCAAUUAUGCCGCAACAUUCAGGACCGUCGGGUUGAAGAUCAGGAAUGUCGUGAAUAACUCCCUUGGAACUGGUCUAGGUAUCGGCGGAGCAAGUAAUAAGGGAGGUAAUGGUCUACUUGGACUUGGUAAGGACGACAGCGCUAAUAAGGAUUCGCAUGGUCGUGCCAAUUUUCUGAGGUCAAGAAUCGAUGAACUCCAAGAAAAAAUCUCCACUCUCACCACGCAAUUGCAAACGGACAUUCGACUUCGAAAUAAUCUUAUAUUAAUGAUUCCCUACAAAGCUUCCACCAGGGAUCGCAUAAUACAAAUAUCCUGUGCAGUAGCACAACGGCUCAGGCAUACUUGUCUGGAGCUCAGCAGGCUGGUAUGCUAUCACGAGAUACUGGAAAAGGAUCUGUGUGCUACUGUGAUGGAGAAUAGUGGUUACUGGCAACAUAGGAGUAGCAUGUAUAGAGUAGGUGAAAGUUCACAAGAUCAUCUGGCUCCCCGACCAAUAGUUGAUCCUCCGACGAGAAGGCAACUGGGAUCUUCGGAGGUUUACACAGGUGGACAUGUACUUGAAGACCUGACGAAUGAUGACGAACGAAGCGUGAAAGAAAAGAGCAACCGGGACAAAAAUAAUUCUUUGUUACCAAGUGACAGUACGGGUAGGUCUCACCUCCGAUUAGACAAGAGGCCAAUCAAUUGGGGCGCCAGGGCGACGACAUUAGACCUCAUACCUGCAUCACCGACACCUUCGACACCUUCGUCAUUAAUAACAGGAUCUAGUCAUACGUCUCCACAACAUUAUAAUGAAUAUGAAGAAUUCAGCUAUCUAGCAAAUAGCUCAGAAUUGGAAUUGGAGGUGGUUCAAACUCCAACCAUUAGCGUUGAUACCUUUGAAAACAGUGAACUGAGUUCUCUUGAUGAAUCCACGAACUUCAGUAGCAAAUAUAGAUAUGACAAGAAUCUCGACGAGAAAAUAUUCGAGAAUGAUAAGAUAGACUUUGAAAAAAUGCGAAUCGGGAGAAAAAGAUCGAAUGAAGAUAUCAGGAUUGAGAAGGACGAAAUUAAGUUGGGAUUUGAAGAUGAGUUCUUGUAUAAGCGACCUUCAGAGACACGGGCGACUGAAACAUUGUAUGUUGAAACAGCAAAAAUGAACAAGUCGAGCGAAGGUAAAUAUGAGAGUGACGAUGACGAGACGGUAAAAUCUGUUGACGAAACGUUGAAUGGAAAUAGUACACCUUUGGUAGUUAUAUCUGAAGUAGGGUCGUCAAACGGUGACGAAGAUGAUUAUCAAAAUAUAAGAGUUAAUAAUGAGUCUUCAAGUACCAUUGAGGAGGAUGCGUCAGAUUCAGACUCGGAAGAUGAGUUUGUUGAUUGUGAGGAAUGGGACCCUGAGUAA
Messenger RNA from Acaulospora morrowiae, 3186 nucleotides. Lineage: Eukaryota; Fungi; Glomeromycota; Glomeromycetes; Diversisporales; Acaulosporaceae. The record is from the annotation of a GenBank genome assembly.